Messenger RNA from Hyalella azteca, 9177 nucleotides. RefSeq names its product microtubule-associated serine/threonine-protein kinase 2-like (gene dop). Gene Ontology annotation, biological process: peptidyl-serine phosphorylation; intracellular signal transduction. The record is from RefSeq and is a predicted model, not a curated record. The transcript is spliced from 22 exons. Gene Ontology annotation, molecular function: protein binding; magnesium ion binding; ATP binding. The coding region runs from base 96 to 5777 and encodes 1893 amino acids. Lineage: Eukaryota; Metazoa; Arthropoda; Malacostraca; Amphipoda; Hyalellidae.
CGUGAGGAGGUUAGUGCGCUCCUGCGUUAUGGAGCUCAGCAAAGCAAUUUCAACAAUUCUUCAAAGAUGACCGUGGGGUUUACCGGAAUAACAAUAUGGAAGAGCAUCGCCACAACACAGUCAACUACAUAUUACUUAAGCUGAAGGAGCUGAGCUUGGUGAGACGCACAACUCGUGCAGGCACCGGCCAGAGGAAAAGCUUCAUCGCCACAACAUCGCCUACACUGCCACGAUGUCACUCGCCUCUCACCCAGAGUCCGAUGGAGUCACCCCGCAACCAGUCACCCAUGCAGCACUUCCCGUUUGCGCCGCUCAAGAGGGCGGAUGGCAGACGCUGGUCGGUCGCCUCGCUGCCUUCAUCGGGCUACGGCACCACCCCGGGCUCAUCCAAUGUCUCGUCGCAAUGCUCGAGUCAGGAGCGCCUGCACCAAGUGGGCAUCACGUCUUCUGCAUGUGUGCCCGUGACAUCAGUGAGCCUGAGCUGCAGUGCUGGUGGUGGCGCGAGUGGUCUAGCCACAGCCACUGGGAGCAUAUCCACCUCUGGUGUUGAGGAAAUACGGCACUUGCACACUCCACAACACCCUCGCCAUCAUCACCAUCAUCAGACUCACCACCAACGCCACUUUUCAUCAGGCGAAAGCAACCCGUCCAUAGAGGACGAUGCUGGGCGGAGAUCACCGAUGAUGCGGCCCCGGUCGCGCUCCCUCAGCAGCCCCAUACGAUCGCCUGUGGUAGACAACGAGAUCAUCUUGAUGAACACGCUUUAUAAAGAACGAUUUCCCAAGGCGACACAGCAGAUGGAGGAGAGGCUGGACAAGUUCAUCCAGAGCCACGCGUCUCUGGACCUUGACGCCCAGGAUGAAACUCUCCCCCCAGACGGAGUUGCCAUAGCAAGAUUUGUUCACAACCAGGUGACACAGAUGGCGCGGGACUGUCUGCAGAAGAGUCAGGAGAAGCUAAUAACGAGUCGCUACUUCUACGAACUCUCGGAAAACUUGGAGAAACUUCUCUCCGAGACGCGAGACAAGUCAGCGGAGGCGGCUGUGCACCUAACGUCGCUCAUCAAGAAGCUGCUGCUGAUCGUCGCUCGGCCUGCACGUCUGCUGGAGUGCCUGGAGUUUGACCCCGAGGAGUUCUACCAUCUCCUGGAGCAGGCCGAGGGACAGGCGCGCUGCACACAGGGCAUCACCACCGACAUCCCUCAGUACAUCAUCACCAAGCUGGGGCUCAAUAGGGAUCCUCUCAUAGAACUGAGCAACGAGCUGGCGGGCGGGGAGGAGUGUGAGGACAAGGCGUGUUACACACCAGGCACUCCUACAGGAGAUAAGACAAGCCCCGAGAAAAGUGGCGCGGGUAGCGGGGUGUUCACUAGCACCCCUACACAUGGGGGAGGUACUCGCAACGCUGCUGCCUCACAGCGACCUACUGCCUUCAUAAACCCCAAGGAUGAAGACUUCGAGUGGAUUAAGUUGAUAUCAAACGGCGCGUAUGGGGCCGUUCAUCUUGUGCGUAGUCGUGAAACAAAGGAACGAUACGCAAUGAAGAAGAUCGCCAAGCAGAACUUAUUACUCAGGAAUCAGGUGGAACAAGUGUUCAACGAGCGCGACAUCAUGAGCUUCACGGACAACCCGUUCGUGGUGUCUAUGAUUUGCAGCUUCGAGACUAAACGGCACUUGUGUCUCGUUAUGGAGUACGUGGAGGGUGGAGACUGUGCCUCGCUCCUUAAGUCCAUAGGGCCGCUCUCCCUCGACAUCUCGCGCUUCUACUUCGCCGAGACCGUCCUUGCUGUUGAGUAUUUACACAGUUAUGGAAUUGUUCACCGGGAUCUCAAACCGGACAACUUGCUGAUCACAGCGCUAGGCCACAUCAAACUCACUGACUUCGGCCUCAGCAAGAUGGGGCUCAUGUCCCUUGCCACGAAUCUCUACGAGAAUUACUUGGAGAUGGAGACCAAGCAGUUCUCAGACAAACAGGUCUUCGGCACUCCUGAGUACAUCGCCCCGGAAGUCAUUCUUAGACAAGGCUAUGGCAAGCCUGUGGAUUGGUGGGCUAUGGGCGUUAUUCUGUAUGAAUUCCUGGUUGGCUGCGUUCCAUUUUUCGGGGAAACUCCUGAAGAACUCUUCGCUCACACUGUUAAUGAUGACAUCGAGUGGCCGGAAGAGAGUGACUGGCCCGUGGACGACACAGCAAAGGACCUGAUCACGGCGCUACUCACGCACAACCCCCUGGACAGACUGGGCACCGUAGGAGGCGCCGCUGAAAUAAAAGAACAUCCUUUCUUCCAGCCCAUCGACUGGAACCAAAUCCUCAGACAGAAGGCCGAGUUUGUGCCGCAUCUCAUGGAUGAUGAUGAUACCAGCUACUUCGAUCCUCGCUUGGACCGCUACAACCACGAGGUGGACGAAGACAGCGAGGAAGGCCUGGACUUUGAGAGCCUCAACUCCUCCGGACAAUUUUCGUUCGCUGCUUUUUCGUCGGCCUCUCCUCGUUACUCCCGCGGCAGCAGCUUUAACAACGCCGCCGUUAGUGCAGGUGGUGGCGUAUUCCAGCCCAUUCCGCUUCACCGGCGCAGUUUUGGUGGACAAACAUUGGCAGAAAUGGAAGCUGGUGAUCGGGAAAAGACGCUCAAGUGUGGCCUCAACAUAAGUAAUCGCUCUAACAUGUCCCGGGAAGACUCCGGCCAUAGCGAUCAGAGUGAAAGCUCGCGGUCAACGCUAGAUUCAUCGACGAAUACGCCUGAUAAGGAAAAGCCACAUUCGGCUCCUAAUUUAGCUAAACUCGCUGACCUGAGGCGGCCUGAUUUAGAUGAUCAAAAGGCUGAUUCAGGAUCUGAUGGCUUGAGGUCUUCAGAGGAAAAAGAAAUCGUGGCUUUGACUUCAAGAAAUCGGUCGCCAGCAAGCAGCGGGUGUCUUGAUGGUCCGGAAUCUGGGUGUCGGCGGAAGGAGAGGGUGGAGCAUGGAUCUUUUGAUACAGAAAAGAAGAGAGCGCGGAAAACCCCAAUCGUUCCUCCCAAAAAUACACCUGAAAGCCCUGCGAGAUUUGGAAUCUCUAAUGAUCAUCGUUCUAUGCCAUCACUUUGUGACCUUGACGUAAGCAGCGGAAGCACGAGCCUCGUCUCCAAGGACUACUCCUCCGUGCCGUCCCUGCCUGCGCUGCCGCGAGCUCUACGACCCGCCGCUGCUUCCAACAUCGGUGCGACGAACACGCCCGAGUCGUCGCAGACGGAGAGCGAGGACGUGUCGCCGCUGGUGCAGCGCCGGCGCAAGGCACAUGCCGGCCACCAGACACGUGACGGCGGCGCUGCGCCGGCGCUGCUGCUGCCGCGCUUCUCGGUGUCUGGGGAGGACCACUGGGACUCCUGGACGCCUGUAGCGCCCACUACGAGCGCCAACGGCGACAGCAGCACGGGCACACAAAGCAGCGGCGGCAGCACCUGCAGCAUCACCGCUGCUGGGCGCGAGUUGUCACCAGUUGCUGAACGCAUCCCGCGCUCUCAUCCCUCUCAACAAACUGAUAAUGUUUUCACCAGCAAGACGUUGUCAUCUUUUGCCAAGGUCCCUACAGCUUUAGCAAAGUCUAUGAGCACGCCUGCUGUGGUGCCUCCGUGUUCUCCUAGCUUUUCUUCUAAAACUUUCGCUGAAAGAAAAUCAAGCAUUGUUAAGACACAGCCAAGUCCCCCCAAGGGCAUCAACUCAGCGCCAAGUCUCAGUCUCCUGGCCAACUCCAGCAAGCGUCUCGUGUGUCCCAGAGUGAGCGUCCCUGCGGUGCCGUCCCCGACCUCCACGAGACCGCGCACGCGCACUGUCAUCAAAAGCUCUUCGGCUUCUGGACUUGCGCUCAUCAUACCACCUACACCAAGCUCGUGGUGUUCUCCAGAAGACCUGGGCGGGCUGCCCUUGCAUCACUAUCAUCCCCACUAUCAGCUACUGAACCACCCCAAUGCCAUCCAAUCCCCUGGGGGCUCGAGCACGGCCUCCUCCCGUGACGCCUCCCCUUCACGGGAGAUCUCCCCGCUCGUCAACUCCCUGAAGCCUCCCAUCAUCCUGCGCCGCGGACCUCAAGGCUUCGGCUUCACCGUGCAAGCCAUCAAAGUCUACAUCGGCGAGACCGACUUCUACACCGUCCACCAUCUUGUCAAGGACGUUGAUCAGAAGAGCCCUGCGUUCGAGGCCGGACUGCGACCGAACGACCUGAUCACGCACAUCAACGGGGAGGCGAUCCACGGUUACUUCCACACACGCGUCCUGCAGCUGCUGCUGCAGUGCAAGGAACACGUGUCGUUGAGGGCCACGCCGCUCUCACAGACCUCCAUCAAGUCUGGGGAGAAGCGCAACCCUCAAGCGGCCAAGUUGUUCAAGCGGCACUCGAAGCAGCGGCGCCCCAAGAAGGAGGCGAGCGACAAGCGCCGUAAGCCCUCCUCCCUCAUCAGGAAGAUCUCCAGCAAACGCGCCUCUGCUGUCGACCUCAAUGCUUCCAGCGGACCUCACUCGGCUCCAGUUAGAGCUGCUGAUUUUGUCCCGCACUUUGCACAGUCUUUGUUCGGAACGAGCGGCUUGAGCUCUCCGGUGGUGUUAACGCCCAGCAAGAGCUUUACGUCGCUAAGUCGGACGAUCUCAGCAGGAGACACCGCCGGAGUGGCCUCCCCUACACGCUGCAAGUCCCCUCAUCUCUCCUCCCCAGCAAUACUGGCCAUUAAUCCUGAACCAUCGAAUUCAUCUGCAUCUUCUUCUCCUUCGUCGUCGGUGCCCAAUUCCCCGGCGUCCUCGUCUACAUUACAUCAAAGACCGUCUUCUUUGCACGUCAUUAACCACAAAGUUCCAAAUGUUAAGAACUUCCGGUCUCCCAAUAGGAGAAAAUCAGUUGGCCAUGUUCCCGUGUCUCCGUUAGCGCGAACGCCAUCUCCUUCCCCCAUGCCUUCUUCCCCUACCCGCUCCCCUUCCCCACACGUGCCUCUGCACCAUCACCACCCACAUCACCACCAUCACCACCAUCAUUAUCAUCAUUGCCCUGGGUCAUCUAACACCACCCAGACGUACUCACCGGGCUCAUCUCUGACCCCGGGCAAAAAGUGCAUCAAUAGACCUAAAAGCGCAGAGCCUGGGUCUCCUCUUCUGAGACGUGCCCUCUCACCGGAUCGUUUACAUCCUAGAUCUGCCGAGAUCAAAACGACACCCACCAUCAGUCCUCUUGCGACGCCACCUAAGACUGCAACAUCUACGCCACCUCGUCUCACUAUAAGCUCGAGUACCGUGACCGCAGGGAUUGAGUCCAAUUCCUCCCCUAGUGGAGGAAUAAGGUCCCCUAUCCCUACGAUGCUGACACAAAGGUUCAGUCCUGCGUGCACCUUGGAAGAAGCGCCCGAAGAGCUCGACUCUCCCGACAGAUCGACGUCGCCAAGCGUUCCUGCUCCACCAGGAGUGAACGUGUCUUUGCCUAGCGCUACUGCAGCUCAGGGCUCACACACGACCAGCGUAGAAAUCCACCCUCCUAUUUCCAAUGUCAUCGAAAAUAAAUCUCUAUGCGCCCUUGUUGCUGAACAAAGCAACUUUGUUGGCAGUGCAAGCAGUCACAGUAGCUCAUUCAGCAGCAAUAACAGCAGUACGAGCUGCAGCGACUCCACUGGAGAAAGCAAUGUUAGUCCAAAACAAGCAAGCGGUGAUACCAGGGAAGAAGGAGUACAAGAAGAGGCAGAGAGUGACGAAGAACACAACUCAGACUGCAAGAGAACCGCGCAAGAAAAAAGAGAACUUUUCAAAGCUCUUAAAGAUCCCGCCUAAUUUGGUUAUUGUAUGGUUCCAUGACGCUAUAGCUCCUGCAAAACCGACAUACUUCAAUUCUAUCAAUAUAUUAAACCGAUCUAGCUAUUUUUGAGACUGGUUUACUGGAUCAUACUAAUUUAUAAUUCGUUAUUGUUUAUAAAUGUGUCGGUGAGAUGCCUGCCUUUUCAAUUACGCUUAAGUAAACCUACGUUUAUUGAGAAUCAUAGAGAAUGCAUUGAAUGCCGGCGUAGCAGUCAAAGCCUGAAUAGGGAUGCUGUACCGCAUUAAGUUUCCAUCCAUGAAUGAAGAAAAUUUAGAAGAAUCGGCGUUACGUGUCGUAUAUUAUACGUGGCAAACGCGGUUCAAUGGAUGACUCAAGGUUGUGCGUUGCGAGUAAAACCUCUUGUGCUCUGUUGACUCAUACAGCCACAUGAGGAAAUUUCGCUUUGAUAUAUGAAUGUUGCUUCUAGAUUUUCUUGUCUUGAUAAUUAUUUUCAAGAAAUAAGUUCUACCUUGUUUCUGUUUUCUAGUUCAUGUUCUAUGUUUGUGUCUAUCUUAUUGAUGGUAGCGUUAGUUUGUUCUCUUGUGGUGAGUGUGUCGUCGAAUGAGAGCUCUGUGCUCUACAGUCUACACUUGUUUUUUUUUUACUGCGCCCCACUUAUUGCCUUGAGUGGUAGCUCUCUCGUAUGUGUACUAAAUUCCAGCAGCCGAAUAUCUCACAGCUGAGUCUCGGAGUAGCAUUAUUCUACUCAUGUAAUAUCUUCUUCUUUUGUCCACUUUCUGAGGACUUUGUUCUUCACCACUCGUCUCACGUCCAGACGGGACCCUGUAGUAUCAAUGCCAAACUCUGCGUACUGUAAGAACCAAAUUCUCAGGACAAAAAUAAUUCUCAUAGGCAGCAGUAGUUCUCACAUACAAAUGUUUAUCAAUCGGUUGAUUGAAUUUACAUUAACAGUUGUUGAAAUUUUUCUUUAAUUUUUAGGGGAUAUUGAGUAUGUUGGCAUCAAUGAACGUGUUUCAUGAUUUGCACACUUGGUUCACGAGCUAUUAUGUGUGUGGGAGAGUCUCCCAAUUUGUGAUACCGACCAUGACUUGCAUUUCAUGUAUUUAUGCGUGAGAAAUAAUUAAAUUGCUCUCAUGUUAGUUUAGUAGAUAAGGAUUUCACUCAGUAGUCUGUGUAAGGACAGUCUUUGUGCGUUGCUUAUUAAUUGUUCUAGUGCUACGUUAACUUAUCGGACCAUCUUAAUCCUACUAGGGAAGUAACUCGACUUAGUCCUGUUGAUUGCUCCAAAUAUUCUGACACUUGCGUGCUGUAGUUUUCAAAUAAUUAGAAUAUUGUUGAAGCAUUUACUGGUAUCGGCCAUUUACAGUUCGCUCUCAAAGGUUUGCCGUUUAAAUUUUUAUAGUGAAUUGCCUCAAUUUCACCCUUGCUACCGUAUUCAAUGUUAUCUGACCUCAGAUAAUCUGCUAGGCAAAUUUAUUUACGGCUUAUUGAUCAGUGCUGAGCACCUUCUUGAAGCCCGUUCAUGGAAUUAGUCUGUGUUCAUUAUAAUGCUUGUUAAAGAACUGUUCGAAGCUUAACCCUUCUCUAUGAACCAUACUUUUGUAAUCCCUUGUCUCUAGUAAUAUAUCGCAAGUUGUGUCAAGUUCACAGCCGACAGUUGCUUGUGUAUCUCCCUCCAAUCAUUCCGGUUCGUCUUCUCUAAAUCAUCAUCACCUUGUGUCAAGAAUUUUCUUGUGACGAGCUUCGAAGCUGAGGCUUGCGGACCGUGUUUGUACAUAUAGAGAAAUUAGAUAUUUUUCUGGUGAUUCAUGUCUAUAUAGACUUACCUGUACAUAGAUAUUUUGUAAAUAGUAUAUAUAAGAAAUGUUGAUAUAUGUUAUUAUUGUAUAACGUGUACAAUCCUGACGGUGCUUUGUCGUCUCCUGACUCCUACGGCCAACGUCUACUAAUGAUGCCAAGAUAUUCACGAAACACCCCUUGCAUUUCGUGCACAUAUUGAGCUCUAAUUUUAUUCAUGAAACUGUAAGUGUCUUGACCUAUAUUAUUCAUACCAGCAUAAUUCUCCUACUAUUAUUACUACUAAUCCUUCUAUUGCUGUCCGCUAUUUUCUCGUCAAUAUUGUUGGAAUCAUGUUUAUCGAUUCGAAUCGUCACAUUCAAAUGUCAUUAGGGUUUAUUAUUUUUUCUUUCUUGUCAAUUUUUAUAUGCUGUUUUCAUUUAGACCACCAUGUUAUUUCCUUCUGCUAAAUAUGACUGCUUUUCAUUUCUCUUUUAAUUAGUUCUUUCAUGUCCCCAUGAAGCAAACCUUUUUUAUUUAUUUGUACUUUUUGGAUAAAGUAUAACGCAACGGCCGCCUCAGCCAUUUUCUUUCGUAAGUCCAGAUAUUCUAUUUUCUAAUUCCAAUUUUAUUGUAAUUAUUAUAUUAUCCGUGAAAUCCUCGGUUAAAUUGGAACUCUGGCCGUGCUGUAAUUUCCCUCUGCUAUAACGUAGAGUUAAUCUAUUAUCUCUGUCUAGAAUGAUUACUUUGUUCUCAGUCAAUACAAUACAAGAAAAAUAGAUCUUUAUGCACCAUUUGCUUUGAGUCAACAUCCUGUUCGUGACCAGCGGUUAAAAAAACUUCUUCAUUUAUUGCUUCUCGCGUGGCAGAGUAGUUUAACUUGCAUGCAUUUUGCUAAUACAUUCUCGUUGCCUUCUGGUUUGGCGAGAUUUAUGCUUCAAUAAAAAUUCAUCAUUUUAGCGACUUGCAAAUUAUCUUUGCCGUGUGCAAGUCAUCAGUGUAACUUUGAAGCCGCUAGAGAACAAUAAAGUUCUCCAGGAACUCUCUCACUUGUCGCUAAGCUCGCGUGUUUCGUUAAAUGUAUUGCGCCAUUGUUGAACUCGUGUGAUGAUGUAUGUACUAGACCACAGGACGAUGAUAGAUGCUAUCUGCUGACGCUUGUGCUGCCCAUACUGACGCGUUCCUGUUCUUGAUGAUAUUCCUUGUUUGUACCGUUUAGGGGAUUGUGCUGUAAAUGGUGAAACAACUUCAAUAUGUGAACUGUUGCACUCGAGUAAACAUUAUAAUUGACUACGUAUGAUAGUUAUGCUCAUCCAUUAAUAUAAAUUGUGAUAAUACUCAAUGUGUUUGAAUGCAACUAAGCUUUCUUCAAUUACCAUUUGCUUAUGCCUACAUGGUAUCGUUAAAUUGAAAACUUGUCCCCAUCACUGUGAAUAAUCGAGAUCUGGAAAUAUAUUUUAUUCUCGCUUGCCACUGACGUAAAGCUUAUUUGAGGCAGGCGUGCUCAGUCAAGUUGCAAGCGUUACGCUCUUAAGAACUAUAGUAUAAUAGAAUAAAUUUUGGUUACGUGCCAAUCGGAAAUUUAUUUGGUUGUCUUCGAUUAAUGACCGCUGUUAAAAUAUUAAUGUUGAUUGUGUC